AGCGCUGACCACUCAAAUGGAUCGCAUGGAACUGCAAAAUGUCAACAUCAAACUUGAUGAGGAGAGCAAUAGCGGAGAAAGCAUUGAAGACAGCUACACUGAUAUAAUAGAUCCAGAAAAGGCUACUAUUAGCAGUCAAUUUGCUAACGAUGAUGCAGAAAAUCAGAAGUUCCUUCCAAAUGGAUUUCUGGGCAAAAAGAAAUUGGCAGACUAUCAGGAGGAAUAUAAUCCAGGAACUACUUCCUUUGGAAUGUCAGCAUUUAACCUGAGCAAUGCCAUCAUGGGGAGUGGCAUCUUAGGGCUGUCAUAUGCCAUGGCCAACACAGGAAUUAUACUUUUUGUAAUCCUACUGCUCAGUAUAGCAAUAUUAUCACUCUAUUCAGUUCACCUUUUACUGAAGACCUCAAAAGAAGGAGGCUCCCUAAUAUAUGAAAAUCUAGGUGAAAAGGCAUUUGGAUGGCCUGGAAAAUAUGGUGCUUUUGUUUCGAUUACAAUGCAGAAUAUUGGUGCAAUGUCAAGCUACCUCUUUAUUAUUAAAUAUGAACUUCCUGAAGUAAUCCGAGCAUUUCUGCAUCUUGAAGAGAAUUCUGGAGAAUGGUACCUGAAUGGUAACUACCUCGUUAUACUUGUGUCAGUUGGAAUUAUUCUUCCACUUUCCCUUCUAAAAAAUUUAGGUUACCUUGGUUAUACAAGUGGAUUUUCACUUACCUGCAUGGUUUUCUUUCUCACUGUGGUAAUCUACAAGAAAUCCCAAAUACCUUGCCCUCUCCCUGUCCUGGAAAAUAGUGUUGGAAACUGGACCUACAACAACAACUCAGUUCCGAUGCACUUAGUGAUGUUACCAAAUGAGUCUGUUAAUUCUAGAGUGAAUUUCAUGAUGGACAAUACACCUGGGCACACCACGGGUUUUGAGGAGGCAAAAGACACCCUACACACAAGUGGAGUGGAAUAUGAAGCCCAUAGUAAUAGUGAUGACAUGUGCGAACCCAAAUAUUUUGUGUUUAACUCACAGACUGCCUAUACAAUACCCAUCCUGGCAUUUGCAUUCGUAUGCCACCCUGAGGUGCUACCAAUAUACAGUGAACUUAAAGACCGGUCACGAAAGAGGAUGCAAAAUGUUUCAAACAUCUCCAUUGCUGGAAUGCUGAUCAUGUAUCUGCUUGCUGCUCUCUUUGGUUAUCUUACCUUCUACGGAGAAGUUGAAGAUGAAUUACUUCAUACAUACACCAAAGUGUACACCUUCGACACCCCUCUUCUGCUGGUUCGCCUGGCAGUGCUCGUAGCGGUCACCUUGACUGUGCCCAUAGUCCUUUUCCCUAUCCGCUCAUCAGUCACCGCAUUGUUGUUUCCCAAAAGGCCAUUCAGUUGGAUAAGGCAUUUCCUGAUCGCAGCAGUAAUUCUUGCAUUUACUAACACACUUGUAAUUUUUGUGCCUGCUAUUAAAGACAUCUUUGGAUUUAUUGGUGCAUCGGCUGCCACAAUGUUGAUUUUCAUUCUUCCUGCUGCCUUCUAUCUACGGCUUGUCAAGAAAGAACCCUUGAGGUCACCCCAGAAGAUUGGGGCUCUGAUAUUUCUUAUAGUUGGCAUAAUCUUUAUGCUCGGAAGCAUGAUUCUAAUUGCAUUGGACUGGAUUUACCACUCUUCAAGUUCCAAACAUCACUAA
Messenger RNA from Emys orbicularis (European pond turtle), 1663 nucleotides. It is a transcript of the gene SLC38A4, whose product is annotated as solute carrier family 38 member 4. Gene Ontology annotation, biological process: amino acid transmembrane transport. Gene Ontology annotation, molecular function: L-amino acid transmembrane transporter activity. The transcript has 15 exons. Gene Ontology annotation, cellular component: plasma membrane. The coding region runs from base 17 to 1663 and encodes 548 amino acids. Lineage: Eukaryota; Metazoa; Chordata; Testudines; Emydidae. The record is from RefSeq and is a predicted model, not a curated record.